This is a messenger RNA of Cuscuta europaea, 2645 nucleotides long. The record is from the annotation of a GenBank genome assembly. Lineage: Eukaryota; Viridiplantae; Streptophyta; Magnoliopsida; Solanales; Convolvulaceae.
GAAAUAUCAAUUCGAAAAGUGAACUUACGAUCCUUAAACAAUUCAAGUGAACUUACGAUCCGUAAACAAUUCAACUUACGGCCCCUGACAGAACAGACUCCGAUAUUAGUUGGGCGAAGUUUAUCCAAAACAAACAAAACAAAAAAGGAUACCGGUCUUUAUGUGCAAUUUUUUGUACAUAUAGGACGGUCUUCGGCAUCAGGAAAACCUCAUGUCAUUGACUGAGAGAUAUCAGUAGAAACAAUCAGUCAGGAAAGCAGGUUCAACUGUUCAAGAGCUGCAACAACUCUGAACUCCGAAUCCUCUGACCUUCUUCCUCCUCAAAAACAGCUAACCUUCCCCUGCACAUUCCUCAACUUGAUCAUCUCUCUCGUUAACACGUAUUCUACAGUUCUUUUAUUAUCUUCUUCAGGUUCAUAUUUUUUCUGGUCUAUGAAGUCUGCAUGUAAGGAGCAGGUUCAUAUCUGCUUGGGUUGAUAGCAACAUCUACUGCAAAGGCACUGUGGGGGCAGAGCAUUCACUCACUCUCACUUAUAUACUCUCUUAUUCAUGGUAUUGAAAGUGGUCACACAGGGUGGUUGAGUGAGAUAUGCAGACUCCAAAACCAAGAAAUCGUACUUCAGACAUACCUCAAAGAAAAAGGUCACCACAAUCAGUGCCUUCAAAAGUUCCUACAAAGAUCUCACCACGAGCUGUUUCCAAUGAUGUUCCUAGAAAAGUUUCUCCGCGAACUUCCUCUCACAAUGCAGCAUCUCAACAAAAGAUUUCGCCAAGGAUUGUCCGCCAGCUUUUGCCAAACACCUCUAGCUCUACCACUUCUUCUCCUCAUUCAAUUUGCAGCAGUAAAAAGCAAAGAAGUCCCAAAGCCAAUGAGCAAGGAAGUCCCAAAGCCAGUGAACUAAAUUCACCCCAUAGUGUAGGGUCAGAGGAGCAUUCAAACAGGCGUACUGAGUUGGAAUCUCAGAUAUUUGAGCUUCAGAAUGAUCUAAAGAGAGUAAAAGAAGAGUUGCAUUCCACAGAAGCAUUGAAAGAUCAAGCAAAUCAAGAAGCAGACAACUCAAAAAGACAGCUUUCUCACUUAUCUUCAAAACUGCAAGAAUCUCAGGAGCAAUUGAUGAAACGGACACCCACCCCCGCCUUAGAUGAGACAAUAGAACUUCAAAACUUGAAGGAAAACCUGUCUGAGACUCUAUUGCUCGUGGAGGAAUUGAAAAUCCAGCUAAGCAAUUGCAAAGAGUCCGAAGCUAGGGCAAAAUCCCUCUUCAAUGAAAAACACAGAACCUUCGAAUCCGAAAUUGAAACCCUCCAAGAUGCUCUGGACGCGUCCGAAGCAAAAAAUGCCGAAGAACAAACGCGAAGUACUGUAGAGAUCAGAGGCGCUUACGAGUUCGUUGAACAGGUUAUCUCCUCGUCGAACCAGAAAGAGACCGAACUUAGAGAUGAAGUACAGAAACUGAGCAUAGAGAUCGAGGAAUUGAAGGCGAAUCUUAUGGAUAAAGAAACCGAAUUGCAAGGGAUAUGCGAAGAGAACGAAAACCUAGCUUUGAAAUUGGAGAAUAGACGGUCCGGACAGCGGGAAUAUGAACUGGAGAGGGAGGUUAGGUAUCUGAAGGAAAAAUUGACCGAAAUGAAGAUGAUAUAUGAAGAAAAUGGGAGGAGAAGGGAAGGAAUGAUGGAGCAGAUGGAGGCGGUGGAGGCGUACAAUGCGGAAAUGGAAGAAGAGUUGAGAAGGGUGAAGGUGCAGUGUGAGCAAUGGCGGAAGGCUGCAGAAGCUGCGUCUGCAAUGCUUUCAUCUGGCGCCGAGAAGAUCAGCCCCCCUCCUCCUCCUUGCGUUGAAGAAGAUGAAGAUUUGCAGAAGAGGAAAAAUGGAAAUGUGCGUAAGAGAAUUACCAUCCCAUGGAAGAAGAUACAGAAAUAGCAACUUCUUGCUGAAUGAGGGUUUUGAAGUUUUAAUAAUGGGAAAUUUCACAAAAUAAGAACAAAAAUAUAUUGAAAUUUCAAAAGAUGAAGACCUAAGAAGUAAAGGAGAGGGAGUGUUUUUUUUUAUUAUUUAGGAUUUUAGUUUCCAUGCAAAAAUCUACCUAAAAGUAGUAGAAGUACGUACUACUAGAGUUUUUUUUCGAAUUAAUGUUAAAUAAUUAAUUAAUUACGAAAAUAUGGUUCGGUUAAAAGUAUUUAUCAAUAUACUGCUGCGUUAAUCAUGGUCGGGGUAAGUCGUCCAGCGGUUGGGCGACUUACCUUUAACUAAAAAUUUCGACCAGCCAGAACAGAACACUGCGUAAAUUAAACCCAAUCCCCAAAAUCCCUCAAGCCGCAGCGACGAAGGACGAACGACGACCGAGCGAUUUGGAACUUCGGUGAACCUCCAUCUCCAGCUACCCCACUCCGGCAAACCUCCAUCUUCAUCUUCAACACUCUUUCUUCUUUCUUGUAGGUAAAUCAAACUCCAUUUCAUCUCAUUUUGAACUUAGGGUUUUGAAUGUUAAAAUUUUCGAAUUUUUAGAUUGUGAAUUGAUUGUGAUUUGACUUGUUGUGAAAUGUGGAUAUGUAUGAAAUGUUGAAAUUUGAUUUUAAAUUGAUUGUAAAUUUUAAAGUGUAUUUUGACAUUUGAGCAUUUUGGUAGAUUUGAAUGUAGCUAGCAAAAU